This is a messenger RNA of Umbelopsis ramanniana AG, 279 nucleotides long. RefSeq lists its product as uncharacterized. The transcript has 3 exons. Lineage: Eukaryota; Fungi; Mucoromycota; Umbelopsidomycetes; Umbelopsidales; Umbelopsidaceae. The record is from RefSeq and is a predicted model, not a curated record. The annotation marks the transcript as partial.
CCUCGAGGAAUUUCUGCUGAUGAGAAACGACGACGAUUGGAGAGUCUGUUUCAUGAAACAAAACAAUUCUACCAGCUGAAGGAACUGGAAAAGAUAGCACCCAAACGGCAAAUAGUCGUACAGUCUGUCAAAGAUACCCUACAAAGUUUAGUGGACGAUGGGCUUGUAAAUAUGGAAAAAAUUGGUAGCUCAAAUUACUUCUGGUCAUUUCCAUCUGCUGCGGCUCAAACGGUAUGUGCUCCAGAACCGCCAUUCAUCGAAAUAUACGCUAAUCAUUGA